Molecule: messenger RNA, 1641 nt
Organism: Mya arenaria
Lineage: Eukaryota; Metazoa; Mollusca; Bivalvia; Myida; Myidae
Exons: 4
Coding region: 396-1331 (311 amino acids)
Source: RefSeq, a predicted model, not a curated record
ACUAUUUAUGUGGUACGUUUAGAAACUGUAUCCGGACGAACGUAAUUUACUGCUGAAAUAAUGUAAUAUUUCAGACCAAAUUAUUGGUCUUAUACUUGAUCAUAAUUAUAGCCAUUUUAUUUAUUUCGCGUUACUCUGUAUUUAUUAAACAUUGGGUUCAAUUUAGUUCUCCUAGUAUUGUCAUGGAUUGUACACUCAAAGAUUAAAUUUAGAUCGUUCUUCAUUAUAAACUCUAUAGUGACCGUGUGCGUACUACAUUUUGACCUGCGGUUUGAAAUGGAUGUUUGAGUUAAAUAUUACACACAUUUAGAUCCACGUAAAGGAUCAAGACUGAUUUUAACCAUCUGAGGCCACAGGCAACUAUUUAAACAUUGAGACCUUACAAGUGACUAAAGAUGGACUCCAAAUUCUCCGGCCUACCCGACCUACGGACCAUACAACCUGGUAGACUCAUUAAGUACCGCAUCAGCGACGAUGGUUUUGCUGCAGAGCUACUGCUUCCGGGUUUAACGUAUACAGACUUUGACCAGAAGAUUGGAGGUAAAAUAGGAUUGUGGAAUUUUGCAAAAAUACUGGAAUCCGUGCGGGCUUUGUGUCUGCGUAAUUUUAUAGGACCAAUGCUAUUCUCCAGGGAAUCAACAAUAUUUCUCGCAACCCAUUCAUUUGAGGUGACACAGCAGUACCAUUCCAAUUUUUCUUAUGAGAAAUCGUUCGGCAUGGACAUGCCAAUGCGAUUCUCGUUCUAUAUCUCCGAUGUUGGCAGGACGUCAUUCACUUCAGCCAUUGAAUGGCGAGAUUACGUAACUGAAAGGUUGUUAGUGAAAUUGGUCUCAAAAUCCGUUCAUGUAAGCAGGAAAACUAGGAAGCCGAUUCCUAUCCCUGAAUGGGUGUCAAAGGGAAUAGAAGAUCAUUUGAAGUUAGUAGCUAACCCAAAGAAACUUCAGAAGUCUGACCCUUUGGUAAUCCCAACAACAGCCUUCAAGUACAAGGUCAAAACUCUACAGAGCGACUGCGAUUCAAACUUCCAUAUUAACCAGGCGACAUACUUGAGAUGGUGUUCCGAUGCUUGGUCAGCAGCGGCUCUAGCUGGCAACUUGAAAAAUUACAACAAACACAUAGAACGAUAUUGUAUUAAAACAAUGGAUACCCAUUACAUUGGUGAGGCGUUGGCCAAUGACAUCGCAGUGGUCAAUGUUUGGGAGGAUGACCUGGAUAGUCGGAAACUCAUUUGUGCAAUACAAGUGAACGCAAAAGUCAUCUUUACGAUGCGCAUAGAUUUUCAUGACAUACCACCAAUUGCUGUUUCACCACAUUUGGUUUCAAAGUUAUAAUUAAGUACUAGAAUUAGAUGUUUCCACGAGGAAAGAAAAGAAACUGUGAUACAUUUGUAACACAUAUAUUUGAACGACAUGAGGAGUCACGUAUUCAUUUUUUUUUACAGAAUUGUGGUGUGGUGUGGUGUGGUGGUGGUCGUAGAAAACCAUUUCGUGACACCAAUGGGCUUAAUGUACAUGUAUAAACAAAUAGUGCUUACGGAUUUGCCACUGACUAGAUUCAUCCGCUACGAACUAUCCUUCAAAGGUCCUUUUAAUAACGUGUAAAUCCCGCUCAAUACCAAAUGAAAAUCAUUUUUAUGUCGUU